This is a messenger RNA of Porites lobata, 27692 nucleotides long. The record is from the annotation of a GenBank genome assembly. Lineage: Eukaryota; Metazoa; Cnidaria; Anthozoa; Scleractinia; Poritidae.
UUAGUUUCUAGAAACUCUAACGUCGUAAAGGUUCUUGGUUAGGAUUCAGAGUAUUUGCUAUGUGAGGAAUAUUUUUUUUUCCAAGGGAGGAAACAUCAAAAGGCCUCGAACGUGUCAAGCAAAUAACAGGUAGAUUUUUCCAUUGAAGAAAGUCGAGCGCUCAUAUUGCUUACUCUAGCCUAGAAGUACGUAAGCUUAUAUUAAGAUGGUUAUAUUUCCCCCCAUAGCCACUUGUUCUUAAACUAUGCUGCAAAGGCGGGAAGGGAAUUUAGUUUCUAAUUUUCUUUUCAUCCUGUGCUAGUAGUGCACGAAUUUGCUCUAUUUAUUUUAUUCAUUUUUCAACACCUUCUGUAUAGCAGUUGUUCAACUGUCCUCGUAUGCCAUGACAGUCACGCGUAAAAAUGAGUCAAAGCAAAGUGCGUAACUUGACCACUUCUGCUCUUUGGGACGAAAAUUUUAUUUGUUAUUUUUCCACUUUUUUUAGGAGGAUUAAAUUAAAUUGUGGAGAAAGACUUGAAUGACACAAGCACUCGAACCCCAUCAGACAUGGACCCUUCUGGGGGCAUAGUACAAGCUCCGAGAAGGUAAGCCACAAACUUGCAAAGUGAUCUGUAAUUCUAUCUUCUUUAUUCGUCUUCAUCUAUUUAUCUGAAAAGUUAUCAUUGUCCAUCAGUUUACUAAAAAAUAUGGACAUUCAUCAAAGAAUUUUAAUUCACCAUUUCGUCAAGCCGCAACGAAAACAAUUUAGGCCAUGUAUUUUAAUGCGUAAUUUGUCAAGCGUACGAUACAGGUUUACUCUCGAAGAUAUAUAUCAGCUCGAUUGUGGUUCAUUAAAAUUAUCCCUGGUUCCAACAUAAAUAUGUUCGCGUGUCAUGGGAGAAGGCACUGCACGUUCGUUUUUGGACGUAGUCAAUAUAUGUGCCCUGAGGUUAGAAAUAAUCGCUCAAUGUGUGGGAAAUCUAACGCUUGUCUCCGAACUUGAAACGAUCACACGCCGUGCAAAAUAAUAAUGAAUUACUAAUUCGACGUUAAUACAAUUUUUUUGCCUCUAACAACCUUAAAUGGGUUUUUCCAAAAAAAUAGGAGGCUUCUUUUUUAAAUCAGAGAGGUUGUAAUUUGGUUACUAAAAUUACAUAUGUCAGAGAAUUUACUCUGAAUUGUUUUGAUAAUACGCAAGUUAUAUAACUGUAUUACGUAGAUUGUAUUGGUCGAAAUUCCUAGUGCAAUCUAUUUAUGAUGAAAGCUAAAUAUAACUAUCAUACCACGCAGGAUAACAGAUUAGCUUUUAAGAUAGUUUCAUCUGACCAAAUUUGAACGCUUUUUCAUUUUUCUUCUUUUUUAUAAAGUAAACAAAAAAUAUGAAGUGGAUCUUUUGUUGUCUCAGAUAACAAAUAAAUUAACAUGGAAAACAAAAGGAGACAAAAACAUGAAUAAUAAUAUUAUUAUAAUAAAUCCAGGGCAAUCACACCAGUGAAUUUAUUAUAGCAAGAUCUUACAGUAUUCUAAUAAAUUUAUUCGCUGUUAAAUGCCAAGAGACAAAAGUACAGUGGAUCACAAUAAUAGUGUUUAAACCUUGUUGAGAAAAAAAGAUAAGAAUUAGAUGACCAGGAGUUUAAAAAGAUUCGGAAAAAAACAGUGUUUGACUUGGGAAGUGGAAAUCAUUAUCAAGAUUUUAUUGUUCUUCAUUGCUAGGGUAUAAGACGAGGAGAAAUAACUCUAACUCUUACAAUAUUAUUAUACCCAGACUACAAUUUAUAUCUAACAUCAAGGAGUCCGGGUUCCUGCUCACUUCUUGCUCGUCUUAGUCAGUUAGAGGAUGAAUUGCCUCGACCCUUGCCCACUGAAUGGGCAAAGGUGCAGGCAAUUCCGGGGUGGGGGGGAGGGGGUUCUCCUUAUGAUGGCCUAUACGGGAAGGCUCCGCCUGAAAGGGGUAUCUUUUUCAGGCUUCAGGUAUAUGAAAGAGUAGUGAUUUUACUGGUUGAAGUAUAUAAAAGGGUAGGGAAAUCUGUCAUUUAGGUCUGUGAAAGGGCCCAGAAGGGCUAACAGAUGAAUUUUAUAGCUUUAUAAAGUCGAGAAAAUGUUCUGUUUUUGUGAUUGAUUCCUAUUUAAAAGACAGUGCAUUUACAGAAGUUAAAGGGGAUGCAAAGUUCUAAACAAGGUGUGUGAAAGGGAUACCAUUAAUUUAUUUUGUCAAUAGAAGGUAUACGAAGGGGUACCUUUUUUGUGAAGAAUGGUAUAUAAAAGGGUUAGGGGGUGGCCUCAGGGCAGAGUCUCCCCUUAUAAACAUCAAUUUUGUUGAGUACCCCCCGGGGUCAAAUCAUCCUCUUAAUUUAUCAGGCAAGAGUGCUUUAAAAGUUACUCGCCAGCGAGAAAAUCUACCAGUCCUGGGCUUUUUUGAGCCCUGAUUUUGUAUAUUAAAAAAAAAUACUGCUCAGUAGCUUUCACUUGAAUGGUCACCCAUAGCUAACUCAACAGACUUAAAAGAAAUAUACUGACCAUAUUGUACAGUAUCCAAAACAAUAUCGUAGAAAAGUAAAGCUUGUGAAUAGCUUGAAUGACUUUCACUUAAAUGGUCACACCACAGGAUCUCAUCCACAGUCUCAGAAAGUACUACUUGUUUUCAUAAAAGUUUGACCAAAAAAGGUAAUAUUGCCAGAUACAAGUUUGAUCAUACUGCUUGGCACUAUUUAUAAAGCUUGAGUCAUCCUAUAUUUAUAUAUUUCUAACUGUACUGUACUUAUCUGUCACAGCUAGGAUCAUCCAUGUACAAUAUCACUGCUUUGCUCUAGUAGAGCCUGGUGGCCACUGGCACCUGACUUUUUCUUUCGGGGAACUUGAAAAUCUUAGUUUUUUCAUAGAUAUAAAACUUAGUGCCGGGCACCCUGAAUUCACAGGUUCAGAGCACUGGGCUCCCUUCAACUUUUGUUAGAGCACAUUUUUAUUAUAGCAAAAAGAAGUUAUAUGACAGUUUUACUAUCGUGAUCUCUAUUUUAGUCUUAACAGUGAGUAGAAUCUGAUUACUCCCUCAGUACUAUUUCCCUGUGUGAAGAGAAUAUAUGAGUAUAUUAUUACAGCUAGAAGGUUAAUAUUAAGAGCAGAAAUUGUCCUUUCUUUUGUCAAAAUUAAUCUUAUGCCACUUACUUAGGAUGACCCUUAAAAAAGUAAGGGGUAGGAUUAUCUUCUGGUCUUGUUAAUCAAUGGCUGUUGUAAUAAGGUCUGAACUGACACAAAAUUUCAUUUGGUACUUACAUAUUUACAUAGUGCAUAUUAAUUAAUCUUGAAUUUUUACAUGCACAUGUCUCUGAGUUAAAUUAAAGUUAGUUAAAAUAUACUCAUAAUUAUUAAACUGAUCAAAUUAAGUUGUAAAAUUUACAAAUGUGCAUUUCUUCUUCCGAUCAGUCAUAAAUAACUUAUUUAUGCAGUAGAGAUGAGGAAUUCUGGAACACUCAACAGCUCAGGCCUAUGUACAAUGCAUUAACAUGUGUGUAAGAAUUCUUUAAUAGGCAGUGAUUCCACUGUAGUACUCUUACAAGUCAUGUACUUCAGUGGAGGUAAAUUUAAUACACGUCAACUACCUCUCAUAGUUUUAAAUAUAGAAGCUUAUAUUGCUUUCUCUGUCAGUAUUAGGUACAUGUCAAGAAGUGGUGUUAAUUAGAACAUUCAAGAGAAGCUAUUCACAAUAUUAAUUUUUACGAACAAGUUUUAAUAAUACCGGCAAAAAAUAAAUGGAGUGGUGUUCAAGGCUCAGAAAUCAUUUGCAGGUUAUCAUUGCAGAUCAGCCAGGGUGGAAUGAAUAUUGUAUUUAAAUAUAUUGUUACGUGGGCAUGAAUUUCCACCCCAAAAUGGAGCCAAAAAGGAAAUUAUCAUAAGGAUUAUAAUAUACUAAUUGUCUUGAGUGUCCUUUAAGUGUUUUCAUGGCUAUGUUGUCAUAAAAAUUUUGAAAAUUUGUUCCUACUCCAUCUCAUAAUGACUGAUGUUAGAGUGUUCUCAAAAUUCUGAUCUGGGUAUAAAAUUCAUCUUCAAGCCCAGAGGCCAUGAGAAAAUGGUAAUUAUAACUUAUCAGAAUUUCAUUUGUUAGGUAAAAAAGAUAAGAGGCUUAACACAUUUGUCUGUUAUAUUUUAAUUGCUUAUUUAGGAUUUUUAAUUAGCAAUGGCAUCGUUGUUUAUAAAUGUGUAAUAGUGACAUAAUUAUUAUAAUCCGUGGAUCGUUAUAAAAAGGUUUCAUUUUUUUCAGAGGACUGAAAGUUUCUGUAACCAUGCACAUCAUCUAUGGGCUAUUUUUAAAACUGUGCUUUAAAUAAUGCUAACUUUUCGGGAUGUAGAGGAACAGUAUGAUAUUGAUGCAGUCCAACUGAAAUUCAUCAGAAGGUUUCUGACAGACAAAGCAACUAGACUACCUGUUUUAAAUUCACAGACAAUUUGCCUACAAUUAAUGUCAGCUGAUGGUCACAUGAGAUAUUAUUUGUGGUUACUUAUUAUAACUGCUUUUAAUAGUUCAUUGUACAAAAAAAUGAAUCAGUGCGUAAACAAAAUAACACGGAAUUGAUCAUUGAACUUCAAUACUGGUCCACGUGCAAACAAAGAUUCACGGCUACUUAAAUGGUCUAGGCUGGCAUAGAUUAUUUGUCCAGAGGCCGGGGGGCAGUUGUGUUUUGAGGAACUAAACACCAGAGUCUGUUACUCAAAAAUGAUUGGCAAGUUUUCAGUGAAUCUUUUUGCCAACAAACGAACAACCAUGGAAACCAAGAAUUGUCAUCUCAUGUAUGUGAUGGUAUUGUAUUAUUGUUCUUUACAUUUACUGUGCUUAUGUUUUGCAUUAUUAUUCACAUCAAUGAACUAGUUGUCAUUGAAUUUAUGAGAGCGAAGACGAUUAAAUUUUGAGCAACAUGAUAUCAGGGAUGUGAGAAAGUUUUCAAGAAGGUUGCUUAAUCAAUGAAAUAGAUGUAGAUGGCUGAUUUUGCCAUGUUCAACUUAACAGAAUCAAAGGAAUUGGCCAGCAGAAUAGCUAGCUAUAAACACAAAGUGGAAUGUGAUCUUUACUAGCUUCCGGCUACUUUUUAUAACCCUGUGAUAUGAAUGUUAAAAAAAAUUAAGUGUUAGAAGUAAACCGAGCAUUCAGCAACUGACUGUCAGGCUUAUCUUUAGGGAAUGUAUGUAUAUUAUCAUUGUUUAAUAUUUUGUUUAAUUUAUUGUUAUCAGCUGAGAUUAGGUUUGAUUUACUGUAAUCUCAAAAAAGUGUCAUUUUUAUUUUAAUUUGUCACUUUCAGGCUCAAGCCACCUGCCCCACCCCCUCCGCAGAAGGUGAAAAAAUGUGAUCCACUUGAUGUGGAGAUACAAGAUGUUCCUUCAAUCUUCAGUGUGUCAUCUCGCAAAGGACUGAUUAAACCACCACAAGAACAAGCCAAAGAUCCACUAGGUCUUGCAUUUAGAAAACUUGAUGAUCAAAUCCAGUCAGAAAAUGGUGACGGCGGCAGAUCACAGACAAAGACUGAUGAUGAAAAUAAGGUGCCACUCACCCAUAAUGGAGAGAAACUGCUAGCGAAAUUUUAUGCAAUGUUUUAUACUAAUGAUGGUUCUGAAAAGGAAUGGAAACUAGAGGUGGAUGGAUUUAUUCCAGUUUGUUUUGUACAAGUCUACGGAAAUGCCAACAAGCCAUUCAGAAUCAUUGCUGUUGAGAAGACGAAAAGGGUGAGUAUUACUUAAUAAAAUAUAUUAUUAUGGUGGCCCACAACUGUCACGGCAAAUCCAAAAACCUCACGGCAAAAACAAAAUACCUCACGGCAAAACCAAAUACUUCACAGCAAAAGCAAAAUAGCUUUGGUUUUGCCUUGGGUAUUUGCUUUUGCCCUGAGGUAUUUGGUUUUUGCCGUGAGGUUUUUGGUUUUGCCAUGAGGUUUUUGGUUUUGUCGUGAGGUAUUUUGUUUUUGCCGUGAAGUUUUUGGUUUUUCUGUGAGGUUUUUGUUUUUGCCGUGAGGUUUUUGGUUUUGCCGUGACAGUUGUGGGCCACCGUACUUAAUACUGUCCAGUGAUUUUGUCACAAAUAGUUAUCGUGAGUAAUAAGACUCAGCUUGUGAAAAAUCAUGAGUACCUGUCCAUAACCAAUGAGUUCCAGUUCAAAAAGAAAAAACAAGGAGUCAUAAAGUGAAAAUGCUUCGGCCUCUAUGUAACCAGACAGUUAAUCUGAAGACAGACUCCAAAACUCUGUAUUACAGUAUACUGAGAUUAAAAUAUUAUAGUCCCAUUGUAAAACACCACAAAGGCUAAAAGAAAUAUGCAUCGUUAAACAACAGCCAUAAUAACUGCCACAGAAGCUACAUGAAUGGUAUAUUUCUACAAAUACAAAUUUUCAGAUCGAUCAAUCAAUCUUUGUGUCCCGCGGGAUGCAUGCCAUGAAUUGUUUUGCGUCUUUGGGGAUUUUUAUGUGUCAGGGACGCAGGACGCAGAGGUAACAAAAUCACUAAAUAAGGGUUGGUCCUUCGCUUUCUUUACUCUUUUUAGCUGACUCUUUUUUAGAAGAACAUCUCCCUAAGAUGGACACAUAGGCCCGGUUCAGACGCCUAACUUUUCAUGAGCUGAACCUAAUACAUUGAAUCAAGUACAUGACAAGUUCAGCACCUGAAUCAAUUAUUAGGAAUGCCUGUUUCAAUUUGGAAUGGCUUAGCCAUUCUUUCUGCCUAGCCCAGCAGGGAAUUUCAACUUUAAUUCGACUUUAGAAUGGCUUUGAUUCAGACACCAAACUUUUCAUGUACCAAACCAAAUGCAUAAGUUAUUGUAACGUAUUUCCUAAGCAGUUUGACCGAAAUGAAUAUUUUUCUCCUUUUGAAUUUAGUUUGGCUAGAAUUAAGAUUGGCGUCUGAAUCAAUUCAGCCCGUCUAAAUAAUUUGAGUCGGCCUUUAUUCAAAUUAGGUGUGGGUCAGGAAAAGUUCGGUGUCUGAUUUGUUUGGAGAAGAUUACUAUUCUUAUUAUUAUUGUUGUUAUUAUUAUUAUUAUUUAAUUUUUUGUGAAGCUUGCUGCUACAGAGUAAUAAGACUAUUAAAGAGUGAUUGUUACCCAGUGAAAUUCAACCUUACCAGCAAUGUCAAAAAUUUAAAUAACAGUACAAUAAUUAUUGCUUUGCUACAUGUAUCGUUUACUUGUCAGUAAAGUUUGAAAAGUGUCACCAAGCAUUAUUUUUGUAAACUCACUCAAAGAACCAUUUAUAACAUCUUAUUUCUAAUGUUAAAAGAGCCUGGGUAUUGCUUGAAAAUUGCCUUUCAAGAGCAUUUAAAGGUACCCCAAGGUCUAAAACAGUACCACCAGUGAAUUUUUCGCACGCUUAAAGCAAAUUAAAAUUGUGUAAUGAGGAAGAAUCUGAGUCAUGUUUGAACAAAGAUUUGCACAACCUUUUGUGUAUUAUGUUAAUCCCGCAAUGUUUUUAUAACAAAGUAAACAGUCACAAAAGCUGUCAGCUUUAAUGCAAAUAUUUUGGGAAAUGAAAAAAUAGUGAUAGUGUUAAUUUAUUUUAAGUGGGUGGCAGUCUUUCAGUAAUAGAUGUGAUGUGUCUUUGACCCUAGAAGCAGUUGUUUGUAGAAUUGCUGGCUUAUCUACAUGUACAUGUACAUGUACAUGCAAAUGCAAGUCGUAGACAAAAAAUAAUAUUUUUGUAACAACGUUGUUGUUGAUUGUAUUAAAAGAAAUAUAUUUGUAUCCUGAAAUUGUAUCUUCUCAGCCAUAAUCAUAUACAUGAAAACAUUUCUUGAAUCUGUUCAGCUAAGAGCAGUGCAGUUUUUAGUGCUUUAACACAGUGCAAAACCGAGAUAUACAACCCUCCAAGUUAAAUUUUUCCUUUGGUGGCCAUUUGACGACCAGCUCUUUAAGUUUAGUCGCCAAAGGACCUUUUUAGCAGCCAAAAUAUAUAUUAAUAAUUUAAGUGUUAAAAUAAUUGGUUAAUAAUUAAUUUGGGCUUAAGAAUGGCGUUGUUCAGCCAAAACAAUGUUUCUAAACAGCAUUUACCAGGACGUACAAAAACAACAAAAUGUUGCGUUAAAACUGCCCUUAAAGCUAGUGUUCUUUCAGUAUUCUACGAAUGAAACCGCAUAUCGAGAAAUUAUUUACCUCUGUCCUAUGAAACUAAAAUAUUGUCUCCGUGACACAGCCUUAAAGGACAGCGUGAUCUAUAAGUCAACCCUGUAGCUUUCUAUCAGCCAAAAAACGCAAACAAAAAUACUGCUUGGGAGAUUGCAAUAAAUACUUUUUGCUCUAUUUUUGGUUAAGACAAUUGUUUUUCACAAAGUUGAGAUUCGUCUGAUGAUGAUGUUUUGUUGGUCUGCUAUGGUCGCUUUUUAAUUUAAAAAACGAUUCAACAUUUCAUGUUACUCAAAUUUAUUUUAAAAUGUUCCAUGCCAACUUUAACUUUCUGCUUUUCCAUUUAUUUUAACCCCCAAAAUAUUAUAUUUAUUUGCGUGUCAUAGACAGUGUUGCCCAAUUUCAAAACGAGGAAAACUGGUUACGAGUCUGUGUAUUAUAAAUUGGGGAAUAGUCCUGUUUCAUUGUAUUCAGAUGCAGCAUGAUGGCAAGUCCUGGAGGAUGAACAAAGAAAAUAAGUGGACAUGUUUAUGUAGUUUUUCUUUGAUUCUGUUCACUAGCCUUAGGACGCACAAUCCUGUUGAAUUAAAUUUUUAAUUUAUUGAAAAUGGGUUGUUGUAGUAUUUUGGUAAUAUGUAAGGGUCAAGCCAUUUAUUCCAAAUUUGAGGUUAUGUAUACUACAUCUGAGGAAAAUGAUUGAUUAUUGUUUUGCUUUGUUUCUUUUCUAGAUUAUGGAAUAUCAAGUAACUGUUAAUACAACAUGUGCGAGAAAUUCAACUUUUGUCAAGUGGCAAGAUGGGGUGUCAAUGUUUGGUGUUCGCUUUGCCAAAGACGAUCAAGCUGAACAGGUGUUUGUCACUUAAAACUAAAGGGAAAAAUCUCAUAAAAAAUUCAAUUGCCAAGUUACUUUUCAUAUCGUAAUUUUAAUAGUCUUGUCUUUACUCAAAAAUGUACUUAAAAAGGCUAACCUUUCGCUGAUUAAAGGGAAAAAUCUGACUAAAGGGAAAAAUCUCAUAAAAAAUUCAAUUGCCAAGUUACUUUUAAUAUCAUAAUUUUAAUAGUCUUGUCUUUUACUCAAAAAUGUACUUAAAAAGGCUAACUUUUUCGCUGAUUAAAAUUUAGAGUGAUUGUUUUCAAAUUGUUAAGGUUACAUGUACAUUUAUCACUGAAAGCAAGGACUUAAUUUUUUCUUCCUUAUCUUGCUGAGAGCAAGAGGUUUUAAGUUUUAGAACCAGUAUUGUUGAGUAGAAUGGUCCUUUAUGUUAACUCUGUUUGAUUAUUAUUUUAUGGUUUGACUGUUUGUGACUACCCAAAAGAGGAAGUUUUUUUUUUCAGAAAUUGUGUGUAAAAAUCAUGCUCAGCCUCUUUUUUCCCCUUGCUGUUGACAGAACAAUUACAAUUAAAGCUUUUGAUAUAAAUUAUGCUACAGGCAAAUCUUGCAGUGUCCUACCAUAAUUCAUUAAUUUGCCAAGUGUACUUGGUAUCUCAUUCGAAAAAACACUUUAUAGCAAGUUUUUCUGAAUGUCCUUCUGGUUUGGGAACUUAAAAAAUUCAAUACACUGCAAAUAUUGUCCUUGCUUGUUUAAUAUUUUACAUAGCCUAAUCCAGGUAUGUUUGGAAUUGGCUCAUAAUUAACACAUUAGGUGUUUGGUUUGAAGUGCCUUUUGCACAUUUUGUUGCAUAAAGGAAAACAACUAAGUACCAUUUUCUGUUUUUUUUUUAUUUCAUUCAGCUGUAGCUGGUAAGAAUGAUUAUUGUUUGUAUUUUUCCUUCAAAAGAAAGGUCCAUUCAAUUUUGGUAUUUUUAUGAGGUUAUUUUGCACUAACUAGCAGGGUGCAAAGAAAGUCAGUUUUACAGCCUGCCAUUCGGGCUAGCUGUAGCUAGCAUGUACUAGCCCACAAGUUAUUUCAACUAACCCCAAAACCCUUUUUGAUUAGCAGGAUUCAUUACAGUCCUUCUGUUUUGAAUUUCCCCACAAAAAAGCACAUGCCCAUUAGGCAAGUUAAGAACAAAAAUCACCAGCCUGAUAGCAAAAUCCACUAGCCCCGGCUAUCGGACAUGACUUUCUUUGCAUGCUGAACUAGGCAGUUAACUGUUAUCCUCUCCAAAGGCUGUCUAACAGUGAUUACAAACUGCACUUUUUGUAUGAAUUGAAGUUCAGUGUACAGUCACUGUAUUGACUGUAUUGUUGUCGGUAACUUUCUGGGAAUGGUUUGUUGAAGUUUGCUUGCUUUGGCAGUAUUAAAUGUCUAUUAAAAGAUAAUUAAAAAGCUACUGCAAACCCAGAGGGCAUUACCACAGGGAUAAGGUGAAGGGUACGAAAUUGAAUGUGUGUCUUCUGCUUUACAGUUUUUUAGCACAGUGAAAAGGAUGGCUUCCACAUUGGCCAAAGCUGCACAGCUUCUUAAGCAGCCAGAGAGAAAGGUAACACACAUAUAAUGCACAGGACUUGUUCAACUUUUGAUUGAAAUAAAAUAUUUGUAACAUGCAGGGCGCAAUGGUGCCCAAAAGGAGCACCAGGUUUCUAAUGUAAACUACAAAAAAGAUGUACUGUAAUAUUUAUAAUAAGGUAAGAAUUUAAAUCAGUGGCUCUCUUCAAUUCCUAACAGACGGGAUGAUGAACAAUAACAUUGAGUCUUGAUCAACUAAAUGACAGGUUCACAAUGAAAGUUUUUAAACGCCAUCAACUCAUGAUGCUCUACUGACUUUCACCCUGAAGAUUCAUGACUAUACCGGACAGAUUGUGGAAAUGUCAUUCACUGUCUGCAACAUUAUAUAUAUAUAUUAGACGUUUUUUUGCCUUACUUGAAAGUAUUGUUUUUGAUUUAAUAUUCUGUUUAGUUCUUUAGAAUUAAAUGUUUUUAAGACUUAAUUUUUUCUAUGUUUCAGGUCUUCCAGCACAUUUCAAUAAUAUUGAUAAAACUGUAGGCUGUAUUACUCUUGUUUUUUAUUUGACAUAUCUUAAAGAUGUAAUUAAAAGAGGGUAAAGAAUUUUAGCUAUAGGGGAAACCAUAGCCUUCGCCACAGGCGGAACUAAACUUCUGGUUAGGUCCGUCUGCAAAACAGUGGCAAAGUCCUUUUUCUAGGCCGCCAUAGGCCACCUGGUUUGAGUACACGCCAUCAUGAUUAGCCCCUUAAAAAUGUCAUUGUUGAUUUGCUAAUCAGUUUGAAGGGAAAUUCAAAAUGCAUUUCCGGUAAUAGGCUAGGGGGUUGUUGGGGCCACAGAACGAGGAUAUUGGCACUGCUUCUCGGAUGUAACCAACCAGGCUCGAGUAAGUCUGCGACACAGGCUAGGGGAGCCAUUAUUUUUGAAAUUCUGCAGGACUGAAGUGUAUUAUUGCAGCUAUAGAAUUUUAUGGGUGUCUUUAUUUCUACAGGCUGCCAUUAAACAGAUGUCAGAUCCAGCAUCAUCAGGCAACAUCCACCACACAAAAGUGUCACUGAUGAUAAAACUUCCUGACAAACAAACAACCAUCAUGUCUGUUCCUGGAUUGUGAGUAUUUUGAUGAUAUUGUUGAUAUAAUAUUUCUAAUGGGCCACAAAGGCCAUAAACUUGAGCACUAUAAUAUAGCUUACCAUCACACUCUCAAACACAACUCAAAUACAGUCACUGUGAAGUCCCAUGACUCCAGUGGAUGUACACUUUAGAAGUGUGAAAGGGGCUCUAGCCAAAAUGUGUCUCGCAGUAAUUUUUGUUACAUGGAUCGUUACUGGGGACACGCUGGUCAACCAUUGGCCGAUUUUUUCUGUGUCCUUAGUAAUACUCCCAGAAGUUUUUGUGAAAGUUAACUUGGUCCAGUUUCCUCUCGUCUCUAAAGUGGCGAAUAACAUCCUUGAUCUCCAUAAUUCUUCAGAUGAUACGAAAGCCUCUUUCAAUAAAUUAUUGUUUUAUUGUUCAUUCAAAAUAAUUUGUAAUUUUAAAACAAGCACUGUAAAACAUGCUUUCCUCCAUUGUUGUUAAGUUCAUCUUCGAUGGUGUAAGUUUAGGAGAUAAAGGUUUGUUCAGCUCUGCAAAUGUUCUCCAAAUAGCAGAUGCUGCCGUUGAGUUGUCUUCUUGCUGUUCUUGCUGUGUUUUUAGCCAGUAGUUUACCUCUUUCUUCCUUGUGAAAUGAGUGAAAUGUUCUGCCAUUUUGUAUCACUACCAAAACAACUCAACCUCGUCCCCAGGUCCUCUUGGUUAACCUUUCAAUAAUCUGGCAAUUUUGCUGCACGAUUGACGUCAUCAAUUCACGUAUUGCAAAAUUCUUCCAAAUUUGGUCGACAGUAGCUAGUUAUGAUGAAUUAUGCGUGGGAUUUUAGCCAAUAGAAAUGGAGAAAUAUUUUGAAUGAAUAAUACUGUUACUUAUCAUAUGCAAAUUCUUAAAGGUUGACCAUGAGUGAGCUAUUUGAAACAAUCUGUGAAAAGGAAAAUCUGAACACCGCUGAACAUCAGCUGUCAUUACCGAGGACAGGAGCAAGAAAAGUCACUUUUGAUUCCGGAACAGCUGUUGGUUCCCUCACGAUUAGAGAGGUGUCAAUAAUUAGAACUGUGCUAUCAGCCAACAAUGUUGGAAGUGCAGAGGUUGAAGAAGGGUCCUUUGAGGAUUUACUUGAUGUAGAAGGAGAAGAGGUGAUUUGUUUCUUCAUCAGUCAGAGUUCAUAAUCCUCGGUCAUGUUUGUAAAUAGCUAACUGGUUCCUCCUGCCAGUUGGGGGUUUUGAUCUUGUUAUGUUCUAUUUGUAUUAUUUGUUUCUAAUUAUUUAAGUGGAGCACCUGUAAAUUAGCUGGAAAGCCUCCUCAGUGUAAACAAAGCUUAACCUUUUACAGCUGAUUGAGUAAAAUAAGCGGGGCUGUUAUUUAGAGGUAGGGCCGAGGAUUUCUUCCAGGUACUUUCAUAGGAAAAUAGAAGAAACAUAGCACUAAAAGAAAUCCCUAGCUGUUAGAUUCCCCACCUUCUUGUUGUAUUUAUCCGGCAACUUGAAAUCCUAGUGACAUCCCUGAAUAAGGGCCUGUUUACAUGGAGGUGGGGGACCCCAAGUAGGUGAGGUAACCCGCCUGUCCAUACAAUCUCUCAUUUUAAUUUGAUCAUGAUUAGAGAUUAUAUGAAGAGGUGGGUUUCACCACCUAAGGAGGUUAGCUCACCCACCUGGGGUCCUCACCUCCAUGUAUACAGGCCCUAAAAUGCAACAGUAUUCAUUUUUAGUUAUUAAUUUUUAUCACAUUGGUUCUUUAUAGAACAAAAUUCUUCACAUCUUUCUUCCCAAUGGGACAAGAAAGUCUUACCGAGUGUCUACAGACAUGACCAUGAAACAGUUAGUGAUGAGAGUUUGUUCACGGGAAAGGCUUAAUCCCCGUCACCACUCACUUCAGUACAUCGACUUUAAACAUGAGUUUUUAGACAUGACAAGCACCGUGGAUGAAAUUGAAGUCAACCAAAUCAGACUUAUGGAUAAAAGAGGUACAUAAAUAUGCUUACUUUAACUGCUCUGCACUCGGCUUCAAACAUGAACUGCGAGUUUAUUGAAUACCAUUUCUUUUUUAAAACUUUCAUCAAGAUCUCCUUGCUACUGGAUUAAUCUUUAGGCUUUUUUAAAAAAUUAUUUUCCUGAAGAAAAUCAGAACUAAAUCGCGAGUUAAACCAGCGUUUAUACCAUCAACUGACGUGAUAUACCUCUCUUUGACUCUGAAGGUGACUACCGCACAGGUUGUCGAAACGUCACUCACUGUCAACUACAGACCUAUUCGGGGACUACGAUCGCCCGGAAGAUCGUGCGUCACCUACUUACGUGCGUCGUGCGUCACCUACUUAUGAAAUUUUUCCAGGGCUUAGACCUUUCACAGUUUUAUCGUCAGUGUGUAUGUGGGCGAAUCUUGCCUGACAUCACUGUUACCAUUUUUGAUCCAUAGCAUGCAAGUUAACCUAUAGAAGGCGUCGCCGUAUGUACGCGUGCAAAUUAAGAUCAACAAUUUGAAAAGUUUGUUAACAGGAGCAAUUAAAGCAAGUUUCAUCUCCUCGUAGGAAACAGCUAAGGAAAUAGCCACCGUCAAAAACUGAAAAAUUUCUUGGUGGCGAAAAAAGAUUAAUGAGUGUAAUGAGCCACUUUCUAAAAAUUUCGAUUUUUUUUUCAGAUACAGAGAAUUUCAACGAAACUAUUAGGUACAAAGCGUUUUCACUUGACAUCACGGCGGUCAUAUUGGUGUUCCAAUAAUUAAACUGCGACCAUGUUGGUAACCUGUGAACAGGCCGUCCUUCCCUGUCCACCGAAUUUCGCUCCUCCUGAAAAACAGGACGCCCAAUCGCAGGUUACCAUGUUGGUGUUCCAAACCAAUCCUGUGGAAGUUAAAGUCUUUUCUAAUAUAAAAACUUUCUUUUGUUCCAAUAAAAUUUACAUAGCUGCCAGCCACCCGAGUGAAAACGCUCUAUAUCGAGCUCAUAUUUUUAGAGAGAACUAAUAUUGCCAAUAGAGAUAUUACUCUGAAAGUUUGAUCAGAGGAAGAUAAGCUUGUUAAUGACGCAAAAAGGAAUGCAAACAGACAUCCCAACUUCAGGUGUCAAGACACUCGAUAAGAAGUAAUUUCUAGUUUAUUAUUGUCUUUGAGUGUUGUGCGUGAGCAAAGUGAGGGCGUGUUGGAUUGAAUUGAUUGAUUGUUGGAUUCCGUAUUCUGGAAUAAGAAAAAAAAAGGAAUUGAGGUUGUUUUUAGAAAAUGAAAUGAAAUCCAAGCUUCAAUUGACUGCAAAACAGUCCGUAUUUUUGCGUAUUCAAGUACGCGCGAGCAGUCAAACAAAAGGUCUGAAAACGCGCGUAAGACUCUUACGCCACGCUUUACCAAUUUCUUUACUGAUUUUGAGAAAAAAACCGACUCUUUUGCAGUCUAAAGCUUCAACAGCUUCAUUGCGGAACGCAUUUCGGCUCCAGUUCCUUUCUCCGGCAUUUGUGUGUAGCGUUUAAAUGGCCAAAAUUAUCAUGGUAGAAGAGAUUUGCAACGAAACGUUUGCGAAUGCACCCUGAGGCUGCGCGGCUGAGAGCUACAUGUGUAAUAUAAAUACCUGCUGUGUAAUAGUGGCUGUUUUUCUUCUUGGUUGUAUGGCGUAUAGUCCGUGUAAGUUCAGUCAUAUAAGUUAAGCUCUGCUGGUUUACCUAAACUGUUACAGUGUCAUGUGCUGUUAAGAGGAAACUCGCGCAAAUUCGCUGCAAGCUUUGUCAAAAUCCUAAUUUAUUUAUAAAUAUGCUAAACCGCUACAUUUGUGAGUCAUUCCUCAUUUCAUGAUUUUAUUCUUUGCCUUUUUAUUGACAUGUCACUCUCAUGUUUUCAUUUCCUAAUGCCAUUUUAGGACGUAACGUUUCCAGAUCAUCGAUAAGUGAUGAUAAUUCUCCAACUAAUGAUACAAAACACUUCAGUGAGUACACUAACAGGACACAGUAACAGAGCCAACUUCCUUACCACAGUAAUAUUUCCCACUCCAGAAACUAUAAGAGGAACAAGCUUUCAGCCAUGUUUCAGCGCAACAAUUUUUGGAAUGGUUUGGUUGGUAAAGCAUUACUUAUGAUUGGUUAACGGUUGCCUUGGAUACCAACGACCAAUCAUAACUUACCCUUGUCCAUCCAAACGAUUCCAUAAAUCACUGCACCUAGAGCUUGUACCCAUUCUUCCUAGAGUUUUUGAAGUGGGGAAUUAUGUUGAUAGGGAGAUUGCCUCAUAUUAAUGCAUUAUCAUCCUAUGCACUGAAUUCACGCAUCUGUUCAAUCAGUCAUCCUCUUCUUUAAUCACUCACGCAACCAUGUCCUUUCUUUCACUUUUUCAUUUUCCAUUUUCCUAGUCAUCUGUACAUCAGUCAUCAACACUUUGCUUAGACUAUUCACAGUUCCCUACUUUUUCGUAAGAUCGUCUUGGUCGAGUGCUUACCGAUACGGGCGACUAUCUUGGGUUCAUAUAUACCGAGGGGGAGGGCGUCGGGGUUUAUAGGAGUGAUGGUGGGGGUAGGGGGCAGAUUUUCUUUUGCCUUCUCCCAAACCAUCCCCCUCCCCUUAAGGGACUGGUCAAAAAGUAUAGGGGGGGGGGGGGUGGGCCGGAGCAUUUGGAAAUAUGGUUGAUAAAAAACGCAUGACCCACCCCCUUCCUUCGGCACAAAAAUGACUGACCCACCCCUAAAGCAAGGUUGGAAAUUGCAUGACCCACCCCCUAGUUAAAACAUGGAUGUUCGGUUUCCUCUUAAUAAUCCAAUAAAACCUUGUUCUGUGCUUUACAAAAUUUGUUGAUACACUGCUACAAGCAAUAUCAAAAUCACAGAAAUCAUACCUUUCACUAAAAAGACAAAUGUGAAAAACCGAACAUUUCUUGUUUCAAGGGACGUUAUGAGUCUUGACACAAAUAUACAGCAAAACGAGGGUAUAUUGAAUUUAUCUGUCACAAAGCAUAUGAAAAUUUCAACAAAGACAACCCAUUCCUACACAUUACUUGCCGGAAAUGCUUAGAUUAAUCCUCAACGAAAAUUUCUUCCACUUCAGUGGAAAGCAAUACCUACAAAACCAUGGAACUGCAAUGGGCACAAAGACAGCAGUUUGGAUUCUUUUGCCAAUAUUUUCAUGACAUAUAUUGAAACAACAACUCUAAGCAAAACUGUCUUUGGAACAACAGUUUGGAAAUGCCACGUACACGAUAUCUUUGCCCUAUGGGACAUGAGUAAACCAGACAUCGAAGCCUUCAUUGAACAAGCAACCUUACAUCACCUAACUAUUGAAUUCACGGCCGAAACAUUUGACACUGAGACUGCGUUUUUAGACAAUGUUGUAUACAAAGGCACAAGAUUCAAGGAAAAAUCUAUCCUUGAUGCAGACACAUUUUAAACAAACGGAAAGCUUCUUGCACACACAUUUCACCUCGUGUCACCCUCCAAAUGUUAAAAAAGAAUUUGUAAAAGGAGAAGCCUUAAGAAUCCUACGAAAAAACUCCUCAGAAACAACCUUUGAGGAAAAUAAUUCAAAUUUAAAAAAAAACGACGGAGGCUACCCACAAUCUUUCAGGGGCACCCAACGUCAAUUUUCGGAAAAUAUUUGUUCGAAAGACGAUUUGAGAUCUAGAAUUUUCGGAACAUUUGUUGUAAAAUUUCUUGCUUGUCUGCCCCUCCUAGGAUUUUCGAACAUCUAAAAAAAUGGUAUAAUUGCCCAUUUUUAACGGAUUUUUACCCUAAGGUCACCUAAAAUUUUCGGGAGCCUUUUUUCUGGCUGAAAUUUUCGAAAAGUUAAGUUUUGAUCCCUAUAAUUUUCGUAUCACUAGACUUUCAGCUAGGAGAUCCGAACAGAUGAAAAAUUUUUAGGGGAUAAAAAUAUGCCUAUAUCUACUCUUUAAAUACUAAAAUACGUUUAACAAUGCUAUGUUUAAGUGGUUUUGAACCAUAUUCUCGUUGGGUGCCCCCUAUCUUUGAUAGAAAACCUACUAUCAGAAAUAAAAUUCACAAAAGGGAGUCUAAACUUGUAAAACAAAACGACAAGGAGGAAAAAGAAAUAUUGCCAUUCGUGACACAAUACCAGCCCUCAGUGUAGAUACUAUAAAGGAAGCUUGAAUGAAAAAAUGGAAUCUUAUACAAAACCAACUAUACCUUCAAUAAAUUUUAAAAGAACCCCCAAUCAUUUCCUUACAAAAAAGGAAAAUUGUUAACGGAACAUGCUCGUUAGAGCCGAAAAAAAAAAAGGUUGACAGAGGGUUCCACGCCCGUAUAGAUGUGCGGCCUGUCAUAUAACAAGUGGCCUGUUAUAUAACAAGUGUAGUCAACUUUCUCGUUAGUAGUUAGUAAAAAAUAGGGUGACCCACCCCCUGAGGGUAGCUGAAAAUUGCACGACCCACCCCUUGCACAAGGCUCAAAACCUCAUGACCCACCCCUCUCUGCUCCGCCCCCCCCCCCUAUACUUUUUGACCAGUCCCUAAGUAGAUGGAUGGUCGCCUGUUCUGCAAAGCGCGCGAUCUCGACGAUCUUGCAGAAAAAUAGGGGACUGUGAACAGUCGACACUUAGUGUUCAUUUUUUGUUCAGCUUUUAUUCGCAAGAAGAGUUCCACUUUGCAUUGAAACGUCAUUACACCUUUUUUCGUUGCGACCGUGUGCAGUGGAUUUUUUUAACCUUUUCAGUAAAUUUCGUGGAUUAACAAGCCAUUUAAAUCACAGCGUGGAGUAUUGAGCCCUGCCGUGGUAACUUGAAGUAAAAAAAUUUUCAAAAACUGAUUUUGAAAGAAAACUGAGUCCUUUCCAGAGUCCCAUCGUAUUUAUUCAUUACUUCUGUGCGUCUUUUUGUUCUUUCAUUUCACAAUUGUGUCACUCGUGUUUCUAACCACUGACUCAUUCAUUGAUACAUUCAGUGGUUAUCCUCACUUUCAUCUAUUCAUUCCAACACUGAAAUUUAAAGGAUAUGCAUGAUUAUCUUAACCGCCAUGCUAAUAUAAUUGUAAUGCUGGUGCUAAUGGUCAGUUAAGGUUGAUGCUGAUGUUAACAUUGAUGUGAUGCGGACGCAAUGCUUUCCUGCUAAUAGUGCUUUACUACUAAUGCAUGUGCUAAUGUUAAUACCAAUGAAUGGUGAUAUUGAUGCUAAUGCCUAGACUAACACCAAAAUUAUGGGAGCUCUGCGUGAAUACUCUAACCUGUUGUUUUUACUAGCAAUGUAAUUGGAUUGAUGGGCAAUCCAGUCUUUCUCACAUUUGACAUAACCAGGCUAACAGUAGUCUACUACUCAGUCGUUCUUUUUGUCGUCACGCAACGCUCCUCUCACGUGUUACGUGACAACACAAAGAACGCCCUUUGUAGCAGACUAAGCUAACAGUGGCAAUAUAGUCGCCCGAAAUUUUAUUAAAGAGUGUGUGUAACAUAUCACGUUCUUUAAGCCAUAGUGAAACGAAACAAGCAGGAUAAUUGUGCAGUAUAGUCUCGUUCUUUAAGCUAUGAUACUAUGGUGCGACAAAACAAGCGAGAUGAAUGUGCAACCGAUCUCGUUCUCUGUGCGGUGAUGAGACGAAACAAGUGGGAUAAAUGAGUAAUAUAUCUUUUUUUUAAAGAUUUGAUGAAACGAAACAGGCGCGAUUAACAUGUUUGGAUGUUGUGGAGCAUGAUAAAAUUUUGGGCGAUUUGACUGAAAAUGUCGGGCGACAUAACUUUUAUUUCGGGCGACAUAACUUGGGGUGAAAUGACUCUUGCGUGACGUGACCGUAAACCCUCAAGAAGACAACAGGAGUCUCUGCUCGCAGGGUGGGGAAACGAGACCAAUCCUCGCGUGUCCCCAGUCCUCGCGUGCGACACCCACGCAAAGCUCAAGUGAUGGCAUCCUGAAAAGUAGCUGUCCUCCGAUGUGAAAGUCAGGUCACUGUUUAAUUAAAAUUUUUAUAUUUUUCUUCCAUCAGAGUUUAGAAAAAGUAGUGGAGUUGAUUUGGAAUCAGAUUUACCAUCAGUUAUUACCGGAGAGCAGAAGGAGACGAGCACAUCGUGGCAGAGAAGCAAGUCUCUGGAUGAGCUUUCUGAUGAUAGAGAGCCUGAGGUGUUUUCUGAGCCGGAUGGACAAGUGGUAGAUAAGGUAGUUUGCUUAAAGUUGUCCAUAAGGCACUCUAUAUGAAUAACUGGCCGUAAUACUUGAGAAUCAAUCGGACGAGUAACUAGUGGAAAAAGCAGUUCCAGGGGAGGGGGCCUGGGGACCUGCCCCCCCUUAUUUUUAGACCAAACUGAAAAAAAAUUUUUUGAGACUUCCUUCCCUCCCUCCCCAUUAUCUCAGGGUCUGGAUGACCGCCCCCCUUGUCUGAAGGCCCCCCACCCCCCCGCCCCCCCUGUCUGAAGGCCCCCACCAAUGUGGUUAGCGAAUCUCUAAAUUUGUGACUUCUCGCCCCGUGUACACGUCUCCUGAUAUCUGAGACUUCUGCGAUUAAAUACCCGCGAAAGUAACUACCAGAAAGGUACAUUAACACUCAAAAUGCGUUUUUUUUCUGUAGGUUAGUCCCAAACAUUCAACCGCCAAUGGUUCAGUUCCAUCUGCUGCGAGACGACACUCCAGUGGGUGCGGCUCCACUAAAAAGCCACCAGUCAUGCCAAUUCCGUAUGCGUCAAAGACAUCAAGUUUGCCUAAGAAACCUCCCAGAGAUAUGCGCAAUGGAAAUCUAAAGACCUCGACCUUUAGCCCGAUAAAAAAGGAUGGCAUCAUUUCGGCUUCUACCCCCGACUUGAGUUUGCUUUCUGCCAAGUCAGAUGACUCGCUUGGGAAUGGCAACAUCAAGACUUCUACACCUGACGUUAAGGCUAAACGCAGAGCCGCUCCGCCUCCGCCUCCACGCCCAGUAGCUCCCAGAGCUUUGUUUACCGACGGGAAACCAGAUGCGCCAGCAAACAAGCCUGGUUUGUUAAUGAAAACGUCUACACCCAUGCCUGGAACUAAUCCGUUAUCAGCCACUUCGGCAGCUGAUGUUAAGUUUAAGCCAAGUCACAAGAAAAGACCUGCCCCACCACGCCCACCUCGACCCGUCCCGCGCCAUCAUCCCGCGAGACGGGGUUCGACAGAGAGCAAGGACUCGAGAAGCUCUGAAGAAGAUUUCGGCAAAAAAGAGGAUGUAAGGCCACAAUUUAAGCAGAACGGGAAUAUCCCCAGAACCGAUCGUGCGGCAUUGUCACUAGAUCUUGAUCCCACCAUACGCGCUUACCGGGAGGAUGAGGAAGGGGAGGACGACUUGAGGGGUGUCCCUAUCUUUAUUCCUCCUCCCCCUCCGGAUGAACUACCACCCCCACUGGAUGAGUGUGAGACACCGGUGGGGCCUUUGACCGACUUUGAGGAAGACAUAUUAGAAGGUAACAACAUUAACGUUUUAUAAAACUCAAAACUUAGAUCUUUACUUCAAUGCUUGUUACUAACUCUUCCUCAAACCUUUCAGUACCAUUUUCUGUGAGGAAACGCUAGGGCCAAAACAGAGCUUUUUAGUAAAUUUUAGUGAACUGCUGUAAAGAAAUUCAUAAAGCCCUUCGCUGUCGCGUCUCCUUUAGCGUGACCGCUCGCUCGUGACGUUGCACGAUAAGCCCCAAAUGAAGAGCUUGCUCGCAGGUUAAUAUUCACCGGGGUUGUUUACCAUUUACACGGGCAAACCGGUCGGUCCACGGUUUAGGCAAUUGGUACUCAGAAUUCAGGACUGGUAAAUUUCGCCCCGGAAUCGCGUUUAUCAUUUGUACGAAUCAGUUCCAUUAGUAUAGGUAAUAGCAUGAUUUGUACUGAUAUUUGGCAUAAAUACCACGAGUGAUAUUUCGAAAUUGUUUUAACGAGACAAUUUUGAAAUAUCACGAGUGGUAUUUUUGCCAAAUAUCACGUACAAAUCGUGCUAUUAUUUGUUGAUACUACUACUUCUACUAAAAGGUUUGUAAUUUUCACAUGUAGGUAUUGCAAAUUUAGCUAAAAUACCACUGCUCUAAGCCAAUCAAAUUGCAGAAAUUUUCUCGUGUAGUAGUAUAAACCGGAAAACGACCGCGAAGGCCUGAAACUGGUAACAAAGAUGGCUUUGAAGAAAGGGAACACGAAUUUCUGUUUGGAAUACUCCGUCCGGAGAAAACAGGACUAUCUUUUCGGGUGUUCCGUUGUUUCCGGAAAUUUUCCACUGGAACGACCAAAAAAGUCAUGUUCCAUUUACUUUGCAACCGGAUUUUCCGGAAUCUUUUUGUAAAUGGUAAACAACCAGGGUUUCUUUGCGCACCAACCAUUUUAAAUUUCAAGGAAUAAAUCUAUUGCAAUGACGUUAUUUUUAAAUAUCCUUACAGUAUAUAGUCGACUGAAAUAGCCUUUAUAAUGUAAGGGCCAUUUCUUUAGAGGGUGUAGAUGGAUGGGGGGAUAAGGGAGAUAAUUAUAAAUGUUUGUCUUCUUUUUAUUUUCAUUUAGGCUCUCCAGGUGAACGCUUUCCGGUAACAGUCAACGGCUUUGUAGGAAUUGGGAAGUAUUUAGCUCCCUCUCAGACACAGACUAUUGAGAAGGAAACUGGGCAAAGUUCGGAGUUCCAAAAUCCAGCUCUGUGGUCAAAAACUGAAGCUACUCUGGCCACUGUUCCGGAGGAUGAUUCGAUUUCUGUCGUCCCACCGCCGCCAAUGUACUCAGAAACUCCGGAAUCAUCUUCAAGUGAAAUCCGGCUCGAAAAAGAACCUACCGUCGUGUCAAACAAGAGAAACUUAGCCUUUGUCUUUCCAGAUCUUAGCAACAAGGUCAGUACUCCAAGUCUGCCUGAUAAUCCACCGCCUUCAUUAGAAACAGAGGCCACAUCAACAAGCCAGCGCAGUGAAGAGAAAGGCCGCGAUUCGGGGCUUGACGAGAGCCCAGAAAACCUUGAUAUUUCUCCUCCUUCAGAUUCGUCAGAGAAUGUCCCGGUUCAGAGCUGGGAGGAUGUCGAUUCUGGUUCCAAUUUAGACGUCGUAAGUACCAUUCCCCCACCUGUGGAUUUUGCUACUACACGCCCACUUACCCCUCCCUGUCAGUUCGCAAAUGCUACUGUUGCACCCCCUGAAAAAUUUGUUGAAGAGGAAGUGAAAGGAAAAGAACCUGAGAAAGCACAACCUCGGAAGAAAUUGAAUGUUAGUGAAGCUUUGUUUCCAUGGAUGAACAAACCUCGAGCUCCUAUAAAUGCCACGGUACCGCUGGCAGUGUCCCUGGACAACAAAGGCGCUCCAGAGGAUGAAAUACCACAACAAAAGCUUCAAGAUGGCGAGAAGAUUUUUAUAAAUCAAGGCGAUGGAGAAAAAUCACAAGCUUCCUCUGCAAGUGCUGUUGUUUCGACGACAAGUAUCAUCGCAAGCCAAGGCCAUCAAUGCCAAAGUGAAGGCGGGUCGUCAACAAAAGAACUAAGCCCCAAAGAAGAGGAACAAGAAGUCAAAGGAGUAAGAGAAGUGUCAAAUAUAGAAUUAUCAAAAGCAUUGUCGUGUGAUGGUAGGGCAACACAAAAAGUUGAGUUGCCGGAGUCAAACGCAGUAAAAACAGAUGAAGUCGCAGCUGUAAGUGUCAGCUCGAUAAAAUCAGAGUGUUCUGGAUCUCGCAAUACUUCCAAUCCAUUGACAAACACUGUUCGCCCGGAAGUGAAAGCAAAGCCCACGAGGAGGUCUGUCUAUAAAGAGGAAAUCAAAGUUGAGCCUGCGGUCACUGACACACAGCAGACAGCCCCAGUAUUUUAUCCAUCCUUGGAAGUUGCAAGAGAAGAGCCAGAGACUACAGUUGCGAAACCAGAACCAAAAGUAGUAGCCGUUAAACCAGAAACAAAAAUCAAGCCAGUUAUUUCCGUAAAGGAGGAAGUAAAGGUUGUAAACUCCUCCUUAGUAAACAGACAACGGCCGGAGUUACCCUUUAAACCUGUCAAACUGGAAGUACAAGUCAAACCUGAAAAACAGGAAACGGAAGAAGAGCCUGUAACAGUGGUAAAACAAGAAGCUGGAGUUACAGUUGAGGUACAUACUACCUCGGUUAGUCACUUGCCUGGAGAAGAUACAAAAUCGGAAUUAGGGCUUUAUGUUGUAGAGAUCAAGCCAACCGUUAAAUCUGAGAAAACAGAAACACCUAAUCCAUCAGCACUUAUUAAAGAUGAAAAAGUUGACUUUGAGGCUUUUACACCCUCCUCAUGUAAUCCGGCGGUAAAUGAUAAAGAGAAAACAGAUGAAACAGAAAAGGCAAAGGUGCAAGUCAAGCCAGAGAAACUAGAAUCGAGCGUUAAUCCAGGUUCAAUUGUACUAGGGAAAGAAAUUAAGUUCGAAGUCGAUGCCCCUCAGUAUUCUGGAGAUUUAAGCAUUAAACCUCCACAGUUUGAAAAAGUACAGACGUCAUCGCAGGGUGAAUCUCUAAAGUCCGAAAAUGCAGAAUCACAUGAUGUUCAAGAGGUUAUAGUUCCACAGUUAAGACCUGUACUGGAAAGCAGUAUAAAAGUGGUUGACAAGGAGCAACCAGUAUUUGCUGUCAGUUCUUUGAAUGAAGCAGCAUUAGAGGCAAAUACUUCUCUACCGAAAGCGACUACAACGAUUGUUCCUAUAGGAAAUGAUGACGCUAUUGUGGAAUCCAUUGUUACUCCAGAGACUAAAACUACUCCCUCCCCGCAUGACACGUUCAAAGAUUUGGCCGAAAGGCUUCAGGAACUAGAUGAAGGCUCCGUACCCUCUAUAUCCAACUCGAAAACGUCCGGUAAUAGUAAGGCUGUCUCCGCAGCGUAUCACGAACCUACAGUUCCAAGUAAAGACCACUUUGUCGAGGACGUCAUCGUACCUGAGACGAAACAAGUCGAAUUCUCUGUAUAUAAUCAGUUUGAGGAGCUGCUGAAGUUGGACAAUGAAGAGAUAAAAGCUGUUGACGCUGGAAGUAAAGUAAAAGAGGAUCUGCCUGUUAAUGCUAUUGCGGAAGAGCAGUACCAUCCUAAUCAGGGGUCUUCAUCAAAUGAAGCUGCUGAUAGUGAUUUGCAUUUAGAUCUGUCAUCUCUACAGAAAUCUCCCGAGCCCCCACGCCCUCCUUCUUCGUCACCUCCCUCAGUGGUCGUCUCGCCUAGGUCAUCUGUAUUACCUUCUCCCAGGGAAUUACUCAGCGACGGGUCAACUGAAUCUGGGAUCUCCCUCACCGAGGAGCCUAGAGGUCCUGCCUCAUUGUAUACAAAUGAGAAAACGGAAUAUACGCCAGUUCAUACUUCCCAUACACAAUCGGCUAGAGAUACCGGUGCUGCGAGGCAGCACCCAACAGAAGAGAAACCUGUAAAAGCCCCUUUUAAGCUUCAGCGUCCACUUAGCAUGCCGGCGGGACAUCUAAGUGACUUAACGGGUGACAUUGUUCAAAAAGACCUCAGAUCGACAGUACAAUCAGACUCAAGAAAGUCUAGCACGUCUGAAUCGACUGGUGUUUCUUCGUCGUCUUUGCCUUCAUCUCCCGUCGAAAGUGAUCAACAUGGCAACACAGAACUAGUUGAUCUCCCCAAGCCACCUCCAUUUACGGUUCCACCUCUCAGGCGCUACUCAGAUCUUGCAGCUGACCUCAGCUUCGUUUCCUCGGCGGCGAAGGCCGCUGUGAAAUCACGCGAAGAUGCACCCGAGCCUAGCGCACCUCCUAAACCAGGUAACUCGUUCCUGAAGCGCAAUUCGUUUUCUGUUGAGGAGCGGCCCCGGAGUUGGGUGGGACCAGAAACAAGUAGCAAAAACGUAGAGAAAUCCCAGGAAAGUGUCGCGAAGCCUAGUGCACCUCCUAAACCAAUUAACAGUGCCCUGAAGCGAAGCUCGUUUUCUGUCGAAGAGCGUCCCCGGAGUUGUAGGGUACUAGAAACAAACGACAAAAACGUGGAGAAAUCCCAGGAAAGUGUAUCGAAGCCUAGUACACCUCCUAAACCAAUUAACACUGCUCUGAAGCGAAGUUCGUUUUCUGUCGAAGAGCGUCCCCUGAGUUGGAUGGGACCAGAAACAAACAACAAGAGACCAGGGAUGUUUUCUUCGGCUUUCAAGCCGGUGUCAUUUAGUGUACCGGGAAAGCCCGUUGCUCGUCCAGUUGAAUUCAAUGCCAAGCAAUUUAACACACCAACUGCAUUGCCGGGUGCACCAUCUGCGAACAACCACGUAGUGUCCAUAAAUGAAAAGUUACAAGUGAAAAGCUCUCUUAAAACGAGUGACGAACCACAGAAGCCUACCCUUGUAGAAGCAGAAAAGCCUGAGGGGAAUUCAAAGAGUGUAUCUUCUCUGGCCCCUGAGGUUUCGCCGCUAUCCAUAGACAAAACAACUCGCGCCCAUCAACCUACAUCAAUUGAUGCUAACAAUAAUCCCCUGUCAAAGAAAUCAGAGCCUCAUGAAACAAAGUACGAAAUCGCUUUUUCCGGCAGUCCAUCAGAAACGCAAAUUGCUUCCCAAGACCAACUUAACAAAACUGUUAGUGGUUCACGUCAGUCUUCUAAGAACGUGUCUGGUUCCAGCUCAAUUAGGGAGCAGAUAUUGCGUGACGCAUCUGGAGGGAACAAAUUCACGCGCCCCAGACCUCAGUCGGCCGUUUUUGGUGGCUCUAAAUUCCAAGUCUUGUCCUCAGAUGAGAAGACGACUGGUAUGAAUGGAGGCAAUUGGGCUGACGUUAAGAAACUUGCAGCUCUCCAAUCAGGCUCUACAAAGGGUGUGGGUGCAUCUUGGGUGAAAAGCCAAGCAAAUGAGCCGAGCAAUCCGGAUUUGCCGCACGUUGCACCUAGGCCAGCCCCACAAGAAAAGACCGUUAACCUGAAGCUGCAUUCAAGGGAAGUAGAAAGUAAACCACUGCCCGUGAAUACUGUUGGUGGUAAACAACAGCAACAGGUCGUAGCUGAUACCAAAAAGCACCCUGUGAAGACAACUGACACCACGCCGCAGCCAGUGAAAUCAACUGCUGCUGUCACACCCCAGCCAGCAGUCAAUAACGGAUCUCUCCCUAAUGUUGUCAUGAGAACCAAGACGGGGCCACAUGACCUUACCAAGCGUCACUCUGUGCCUACCUACAUCAUCGAAGGAGCUGAUGGGAACCAACCGCUUAAAGUUAGUGGCGGUGGAAGGCAGGUAUGAUAUGCCGUUAUUUAGGGCCUGUUUACAUGGAGGUGGGGGGCCCCUGGAAAGUGAGGUAACACGCUUAGGUGGGAUAACCCGCCUUUCCAUAUAAUCUCUUUUAUGGUCCCCUUACCUAUCAUGUAAACGUGAUCAAAUAAUAUGGACAGGAGGGUUCCCCACCUCAGCGGGGUACCUCACUUACGUGGGGUCCCCUACCUCCAUGUAAACAGGCCCUUAGCCUGCGUAGCUGGCGCAAUUGUUUUUGCGCGUGUGUUUAGAGUUUUUACGCGUUUUUUAGAAUUUGGCGGCUUUCGCGGCCGCCUGUUCCGCCUAUUUCCCUUUCGUAAACGGUCGUUGCCAUUUUUAACGGUCGAUGUCACCACCAACAACAAAAACAACAGUUUAUUCAAUGACCAAAUAAUUUAAGACUAUGUUACCCACAAUUAGCGGAGCUAUUCCGGGUGGGCAACAAUACAAAAUUGUCUCCUAUAAAGUCGGCAAAACAACGGUAAGUCAAGAGAAAGCAAAAACAAAAUGAUAUAAAUAAAAGAUAGAACCUAUAGAUAUAAGGAGGGAAAACCCUUUAACUGAAUAAGGAGUUCGGGUAGGAACUGGUAAUGGUACUCAUAUUACCAUUGGUAACCAAGCCUUUAGUCGUGAUAGAUGCAAUAUCUUCCCUGGAUUAAGGUACAAUAAGGCAAAUAAUACGUUUUUUAAUAGUCUUAGAAAAACAACGUUAAAAGUUAUGGAAAGGGUCAGCGUCACCUCUUAUUGAUGUAUCAGUCAAGAAAGACAGUUUUCCAGUUUAUGCACUUAAAUGUUUCUAAAUUUUGGCGGAUCAGUCUGGUAGCUAGUGUAGUGGUAAGGGAGAGAGAGAGAGAGUUUGCAAAUAGUAAUAUGGUAAUAUUACCCCACCUCUUGUGCCUGUAGAGACAUUUAUUUUCUCGUGCUUUUAGUGUCACAGAAUUCUGACACAAUUUCUGGAUAAAUGUGAAACCCUGUGGGUGUGGUCCCCCGGGCUAUGGGAGAGGGGUGGUGGGUUGAGAAGAGGACACCUUACGCAUAGACGUGACUGAUUCUUAGAUGUUUUUUUUUCACAGUUUAAUUUCGUCAUGCAGAAAGUAAAAACGGACACAACUGCAGAAAGUUGA